AUGCCCGGCCCGCAAUUGACCUCUCUCUCCCUCCCAGGAGCGCGCCGAGGCCGCCUGCGCGCCCUCCGGGAUCGGCCCCCGGGCCCGCGCCCGCCGCCGCCGUGGAGCGAGGGACCCCACCGACCCUCCCUGCAGCUGCCGGGGCCAGGCGCUCACCUCCUGGGGUCCGGCUUCCGUCGCUCCUCCACGCUGCCCGGCGCGCCGCCGGGUUUGGAGGCUGGGGGGCCGCGGAAUCCCCGGAGGCGCGAGCCUGGGACGCGGCGGGGCCGAGCCGCGGGAAGUUGUCUGCGCGGGGCGCGGAAAGAGCGGGGCGCCGGUCACUCGCGCCCAAGUAGUCACAACUUUGCCGCCUGGGUGGGUGCGCGCUCCGGAGGGACGCGAGCGCGGGAGAGCGGGGCAAAGGCGCUGGGGCGGGAGGGUCUUCGGAGCAGGCAGCACUGGAACCUGAACGGCCCGCGAGGAAGGGGGACAAGGUGGGUCGGGGGCGAUGUCUACACGGCCCGCGUGGUGCGCGGCGAGCGAGUGUGUGAGAGCGCGGGCGUCUACUCUACUUUGCCUCCUGCAGCUCCUGCAUAUUUAUGGGGAUCUCUGAUGUUACUGCCAGUAACUAACACUGCAGCAGUGGAGCCCAGCCCGGGCGCCCCUCGGAAGCAAGCCGGGGUGCAGGGGCUCAGGGAAGGCGGCCGCGACGAAGGCUGUGCCGCGAGCGCGAGCCUGCGAUCCAUAUUUAAAGCCUAUUCAAAACUGGAAGAGAUCCAGAGAUCCAUGGUGCCUGACCAGUGCUUGGAAAGCAGCUUAGUGACGAGAAGAAUGAGCAGAAAAAUGGAUAGAACUAGAAAAACGGUGUCCUAAUAGGCAUCUAAAGAAAACAGAAAGGAGGAAAGACCUUUGUUUCGAUGACAAGCACCAUCUAGUGGCAGCAGGUGAUGACAACAUAAUGUCUCCGAGAAGAAUAAAGAUGAAAGUUUUUGAAUAGGUAGUUCAGUUGUUCCUGGUGGCAUAUAGGCAUGUCAUUCUUUGAUUCUAAAAUAAGAAGUUGUAUGUAGUAAAAUAAUGCAACCGAUUGGCCCUAUGUUGAUUAUUGAAAGUAAGGUGCAGAUCUGACCUGCAGAUAAAAUUAUUACCAUAGAAUUUUCUCAGUAUUUGUGUGACUUUGAAUAGGUCCUUAAAGAUUUCUGUAUUUAAGGUUCCUCAUUACAUAAAAUAAGAAGAGUUAUGGCUUGUCACCACAUGUUAGCUGUAAAGCACUGUGUUCAGCAAAGAGCAGGAUCCAUAAAUUUAUCAUAUUUGGGGGUUUUCACUAUUAGGAAAAAAAGGUGAAUAAUAUUGUUGGUUGUUUCUCCUGGAAUUAUACGAAAUUAUAACAUUCAUAUGCAUUUCAUAUUGGGGCCUAAACAGAAAGGUGGUAGGAGAUCUGUUAUGGCUUGUUACUAUAAACAUCGAAGACUGAUCAGAGAUGUUUCUCAAUAUCAAGUCCUUUUCAAAUACAUGGCUCAUUGGUGAAAGUCUGACCAACAUUUGCUACACAGAAUAGAGAUUUUCUUUGUACUGGUAUUUGUUUGGACUUAUUAUUGUUUUGUUAGUAAACAAUAUUGCAACAGAAUGAUCAUUAAGGUUGCCACUUUGUAU
Messenger RNA from Cebus imitator (Panamanian white-faced capuchin), 1629 nucleotides. RefSeq names its product translation initiation factor IF-2-like. Lineage: Eukaryota; Metazoa; Chordata; Mammalia; Primates; Cebidae. Bases 1 to 852 code for a protein of 283 amino acids. The transcript has 5 exons. The record is from RefSeq and is a predicted model, not a curated record.